GCCCGGUUCCCCUGCCCCGGCCCGGGAUCCCGAGCAGUGCCGUGGUGCCGGAGCCUGGCCUGGGCCUCUACCCUGUCCCUGGACUUGGGGCUGGACGCGGAGAGCAGGACGCUGCCCCCCCAGAGCCCCCACCCUCAGCCAGGCGGGUACCACGGCAGGGGCUGAGCCACCCUCAUGGAAGGGAGAGGACCAUACCGGAUCUACGACCCCGGGGGCGGCAUGCCUCUGGAAGAGGCGUCCGCAGCUUUUGAGCGCCUAGUGGAGGAGAAUUCCCGACUGAAGGAAAAGAUGCAAGGGAUAAGGAUGUUAGGAGAGCUUCUGGAAGAGUCCCAGAUGGAAGCAUCCAGGCUGCGGCAGAAGGCCGAGGAGCUGGUCAGGGACAAUGAGCCGCUCCCAUCACCGUCUCCCUCGUUGGCCUCCUUUGACCACCUGGCCGAGCUCACAGGAAAGGAGGCAGAUGUCCCAGCACCCGCCGCUGACCCUGCACACCCCAGUGGCAAGCCAGAGCCAGUCCCCAAACCUCCAUCCAGUGGCACCUCCUCUGAAUUUGAAGUGGUCCCCACUGAGGGGCACUCUCCACCAGAGAGCGGUGGCCACACCAGAAAUGCGAUGGAGCUGGGCCCCCUGCCCCACGAGGACGGCAACCUGAUGUUGCACCUGCAGCGCCUGGAGACCACCCUGAGCGUGUGCGCCGAGGAGUCGGACCACAGCCAGCUCUUCAUGCACCUGGGCCGCAUGGCCCUGGAAUUCAACCGGCUGGCCUCCAAGGUGCACAAGAACGAGCAGCGUACCUCCAUCCUGCAGACCCUGUGUGAGCAGCUUCGAAAGGAAAACGGGGCUCUGAAGGCCAAGCUGGACAAGGGCCUGGAACAGCGGGAUCAGGCUGCUGAGAGGCUGCGGGAGGAAAACCUGGAGCUCAGGAAGCUGUUGAUGAACAGUGGCCAAGAGGGUGCCUCCGGGCGGCCGGGCUCACCCAAGAUGGAAGGAGCAGGCAAGAAGGGGCUGGCCGCGCAGCAGCAGGCUGGCAUGUCAGAAGGUAAAAUCCCAGAGGUGGGGGCCUUGGGAGCAGCUGAGAAGAAAGUGAGGAUGCUGGAGCAGCAGCGCACGGAGCUGCUGGAAGUGAACAAGCAAUGGGACCAGCACUUCCGGUCCAUGAAGCAGCAGUACGAGCAGAAGAUCACUGAGCUGCGCCAGAAGCUGGCAGAUGUGCAGAAGCAGGUGACUGACCUGGAGGCUGAGCGGGAGCAGAAGCAGCGUGACUUUGACCGCAAACUCCUCCUGGCCAAGUCCAAGAUCGAAAUGGAGGAGACCGACAAGGAGCAACUGACAGCAGAGGCCAAGGAGCUACGCCAGAAGGUCAAGUACCUGCAGGAGCAGCUGAGCCCGCUCACUCGGCAGCGGGAAUACCAGGAAAAAGAGAUCCAGAGGCUUAACAAGGCCCUGGAGGAGGCACUGAGCAUUCAGGCCUCCCCAUCCUCUCCACAAUCGGCCUUCGGAAGCCCAGAAGGUGCCGCAGGCCUGAUCAGGAAACAAGAGCUGGUCACGCAGAACGAAUUGCUGAAACAGCAGGUGAAGAUCUUUGAGGAGGACUUCCAGAGGGAGCGCAGCGACCGCGAGCGCAUGAACGAGGAGAAGGAGGAGCUGAAGAAGCAGGUGGAGAAACUGCAGGCCCAGGUCAACCUGACGUGCGCCCAGCUAAAAGCCUUCAAAGAUGAGGAGAAGGCCAGAAAUGCCCUCAGACAGCAGAAGAGGAAGGCCAAGAGCUCAGCGGACCGCUACCACGUGGAGUCCCACCCGGAGCACCUCUGCGGGGCCUACCCCUACGCCUACCCGCCCGUGCCCGUCAUGCCACACCACGGCUUCGAGGACUGGUCCCAGAUCCGCUACCCCCCGCCCCCCACGGCCAUGGAGCACGCGCCUCCACUUCCCAGCUCGCGCCUCUUCCAUCUGCCAGAAUAUACCUGGCGGCUGCCCUGCGGAGGGAUGCACAAUCAGAGCUCGCAAGUGAUGGACUCGCCCGCGGCCAGGCCCGAGGAUCCAGAGUCCACCAAAAAUGGCCGUGAGAGACCUCAGUGAAACCAGUCAUUGGCACCACGCCUGCGUCUUGCAGAGCCAGCUGACUUCAGAUCACUGAAAAACUCGAGGCCUCGUGCUCUGUGUGGCCAGAGCCUUGGCCAUGCGGGAUGCUGAGAUGGAUGGCCAGCUUGUGCCCCGGAACCAACCUGAACUGUUUCCAGACCGGGGAGGCUCCAUCCAGAAGGUGUCCAUCUGGGCCUCUCCUUUGAGUGACCAGGAAACACUCACUACGGUGCCACCAAGCGGAGAGACGCAUCAUCGGCCUUGACCUUCCCUCCUCUGUAGAAGCUGCCAGGGGGUGUCAGUGUCGAGUGGGGUGCCGUCAAGACCCCUUCUUUUCAAAACUUCCCCAGAAGUGGUUCAGCAACCCCUCCGGGGACCACAUUCAAUUCAUGCGUGUGUUUAAAUGUUGCUUCAAGCUGUGCAGUAGCGCGACCUGCCCCACUCCCAUCCUUUCCCCCUUGAGGAGCUGCAGGAAGAGCAGGUUUGCGUCUGGGAGCAGGGAGGACAACAGGCUGUCCUGCCGCUGGGCCGUCCACUGCCACCCACGGCAGCCUCGCCAGUGCCACACAGCCUGGGACGAGGGCCAUGCCGCCACCUCCGCAGAGGUGCCCCAGCCUGAAGCUGCCAGACCCUCAGCUGGAGGCUUGCGGUGCCAGAGGCCUGGAGUAGGGUGGCUGUCGAUCCCCGGGCAGCCGUUUGCACAAAUCUUGGACAUAAACCCAAGUUGAAGAUCA
This is a messenger RNA of Phacochoerus africanus (Common warthog), 2813 nucleotides long. It is a transcript of the gene TNIP1, whose product is annotated as TNFAIP3 interacting protein 1. Lineage: Eukaryota; Metazoa; Chordata; Mammalia; Artiodactyla; Suidae. Bases 175 to 2076 code for a protein of 633 amino acids. The record is from RefSeq and is a predicted model, not a curated record. Gene Ontology annotation, biological process: negative regulation of canonical NF-kappaB signal transduction; cellular response to lipopolysaccharide; regulation of transcription by RNA polymerase II. The transcript is spliced from 18 exons.